Messenger RNA from Quercus lobata, 552 nucleotides. RefSeq lists its product as uncharacterized. NCBI's taxonomy places the organism in Eukaryota, Viridiplantae, Streptophyta, Magnoliopsida, Fagales, Fagaceae. The record is from RefSeq and is a predicted model, not a curated record. The transcript has a single exon. The coding region runs from base 1 to 552 and encodes 183 amino acids. Gene Ontology annotation, molecular function: RNA-DNA hybrid ribonuclease activity; nucleic acid binding.
AUGGAUGCACAAGACUCUUUGCAUGUGCCUAUUCCGAAUCAUGGUCCAGUGCAGCAGACAUGGCAGCCUCCACCAGAAACGUUUUUCAAGCUGAACUUCGACGGUGCUUGUUUUGAUGAGGGCGCUGCAUCAGGUUAUGGGGCGGUGAUUAGGAAUGAAAAGGGUGAAGUCAUGGCUGCUUUAGCAGCACGAGGAGGAGCUGUGCGUGACAGUGAGGAGGUGGAAGUGAUGGCAUGCCGUAAAGCGCUUGAGUUUGCCAUUGAUGCGGGUUUUACAGAGAUAGUACUCGAAGGCAAUAAUGCUUUGGUGAUGAAGAUGAUUUCUCAGGCCCAACCAGACCUAUCACGACUUGGCUUAAUCUACGAAGACAUCUGGUGUUUGGCUGCAGGUUUCAGGUCCAUCUCUUAUAAUUGUAUUAGGCGUAGUGCUAAUGGUGUUGCUCAUUCUUUGGCUAGGUUUGCUAGAUUACUUGACAAUGAAAUUGUUUGGUUGGAGGAGGAUCCUCCACCUGCUGUGGACGCGUUGUAUUUGGAUUCUUCUUUUCUAAAUUAA